AUGCUGCCCCUCAGCCGCGGGCGGCCCCGCCGCUGGCAGCACCCGCUGCUCCUCCUGUCAGCGCUGCUGUGGGCUCCGGCGCUGAUGGCUUUCAACCUGGACGAGGAGAAGCUGACGGUGUACAGCGGGCCCCCGGGCAGCUACUUCGGGUACUCGGUGGACUUCUACAUCCCCGACCCCAGCACGGUCAGUGUCCUGGUGGGAGCUCCCAAAGCCAACACCACUCAGCCGGACAUCGUGGAAGGAGGAGCGGUGUAUUACUGCGCCUGGCCCGCCGCCCGGUGCCGGCAGAUCCCCUUCGACAACACCAACAACAGGAAAAUUAAAGUCAAUGGCACCAGGGAACCUAUUGAAUUUAAGACAAAUCAGUGGUUUGGGGCAACAGUCAAAGCUCAUAAAGAGAAAGUUGUGGCUUGUGCUCCUUUGUAUCAUUGGAGAACCCUUAAAGACAGCCCAGAGAAGGACCCUGUUGGCACCUGCUAUGUAGCAAUUCAGAACUUCAGUGCCUAUGCUGAAUAUUCACCUUGUCGCAACAGCAAUGCAGAUCCUGAAGGACAAGGCUUUUGUCAAGCAGGUUUCAGCUUAGAUUUUUACAAGAAUGGAGACCUGAUAGUAGGCGGGCCCGGUAGUUUUUAUUGGCAAGGUCAGGUAAUCACUGCAAGUGUUGCGGACAUCAUUGCAAAUUAUUCCUUCAAGGAUAUUCUGAGGAAACUGGCACGAGAGAAGCAAACAGGAGUGGCACCACCCUCAUAUGAUGACAAUUACAUGGGAUACUCAGUGGCUGCUGGGGAAUUUACUGGGGAUUCUGAACAAGAGCUGGUUGCUGGAGUCCCAAGGGGAGCACAGAACUUUGGCUAUGUCUCAAUAAUUAAUUCCUCUGACUUGACCUUUAUCCAGAACUUCACUGGUGAGCAGAUGGCGUCCUAUUUUGGGUACACAGUUGCAGUAUCUGAUGUUAACAAUGAUGGUUUAGAUGAUAUCCUAGUCGGUGCCCCUCUUUUUAUGGAACGAGAAUUUGAGAGCAAGCCUAAAGAAGUUGGGCAAGUUUAUCUGUACCUGCAGGAAAGUGCAUUCCUCUUCCACGAUGCACAAAUUCUUACAGGCACUGAAGUGUUUGGUAGAUUUGGCAGUGCCAUCACACACCUUGGAGAUCUCAAUCAGGAUGGAUAUAAUGACAUUGCUAUUGGUGCACCAUUUGCAGGAGAAGACAGAAGAGGGAAAGUGCUCAUUUACAAUGGACACAGUAAUGGGUUAAAUCCUAACCCUUCCCAGGUUCUCAAUGGAGCCUGGGCCUCUCAGUCCAUGCCUUCGGGAUUUGGCUUCACUCUGAGAGGAGACUCAGAUGUAGACAAGAAUGAUUACCCAGAUUUAAUUGUGGGUGCAUUUGGAGCUGGAAAAGCAGUUGUUUACAGAGCCAGACCUGUUGUGACAGUGAAUGCUCAUCUUAUUCUGAACCCCAUGAUUGUGAAUCCAGACAAUAGAACCUGUCAGCUCCCCGACUCUCAGCUUUUGGUGGCCUGCUUUACUGUAAGAGUCUGCGCAGAUUUUGAAGGUCAAAGUAUUUCAGAUCAGAUAGUGCUGAAAGGUGAAUUGCAGUUAGAUUCAUUGAAACAGAAAGGAGCUGUUAAGAGGACCCUCUUCUUUGAUUACCAUCAGUCACAUCACUACUUCUCUAUUGUGAUAGAAAGACAGAAACAGCUCCAUUGCCAGGACUUCCUUGUUUAUCUCAGAGAUGAAACAGAAUUUAGAGAUAAAUUAUCUCCCAUCAAUAUAAACUUCAAUUAUAGUUUGGAUGAGUCCAGUUUCGAAGAUAGUUUGACUGUGAAGCCAAUACUGAACUAUUACCAGAAAAACUCCCUAGCAGAGCAGGCUUACAUUCUGGUUGACUGUGGGGAGGACAAUUUAUGUAUUCCUGACUUGCAACUUUCUGCAGUGCCGGAUACAGAUCAGCUAAUAAUUGGAGAAGAAAACUGUGUCAUGCUCAUAAUAAAUCCAAGGAAUGAUGGGGAAGGAGCCUAUGAAGCUGAGCUACAUAUAAAGAUUCCACCCGAAGCAGAUUACACUGGGGUCGAACGCAACAACAAGGCCCUGCGUGUGUUGAGCUGUGAUUACAAGAUGGAAAACGAAACUAGAAUGGUGGUUUGUGAUCUUGGGAACCCCAUGGUGGCUGGCGCAAACUUCUCCGCAGGCAUUCGAUUUUCUGUUCAGCAUUUUGAAAAUGCAGAUUUCAACAUCAAUUUUGAGCUGCAAAUAAAAAGUUCUAACAAGAUAAAUCCCACCAGCAACUUAGUGAACCUCCAUAUCAACAUCAGUGCUGUGGCUCAAGUACAGAUCAGAGGAGUGUCUCACCCCCCAACAAUUAUUUUGCCACUUCACAACUGGGAACCCAAAGAUGAACCUACAAAAGAAGAAGAAGUUGGUCCUUUAGUAGAACACAUCUAUGAGCUGCACAAUAUAGGACCAAGUGCCAUCAACCAUACAGUUCUCCAUGUUGGUUGGCCUGUGUCCAGUAGAGAGGAAUUUCUUCUUUAUAUUCUUCACAUUCAGACACAUGGACCAUUGCACUGUCAAACAAGCUCUCCUAUUAAUACAAUGCAAAUAAAGUUUGCUGUUCCAGAAGACACUCCUGAACUUGCUGCUUUUUUAUAUAAUUCCACAAUUUCUCAUUACAUCAGGAGAAGGGAUGUUGCAGUGGCAGAACCUCACAGGAAAAACUCUGCAAGAAUAUUGAACUGUACAAAUGUGAAGUGUGUCUUAAUUUCGUGCACUGUGGGACAGCUGGAAAGAGGAAAGAGUGCUGCACUAAAAAUCAGGUCCCGGCUCUGGGCACAAACAUUCCUGGAGAGAAAAAAUUAUCUCUACAGUCUUUCUUCCAAUGUUUCCUUUGAAGUUAAGAGCAUGCCAUAUAAAGUGCAACCAGCAAAGCUCCCUGAGGGAAGCAUAGCAAUCAGAACAUCUGUCAUUUGGUCCACCCCAAAUGUGUCCUUUGAGAUCCCUUUAUGGGUUAUAAUACUAGCCAUACUUCUUGGACUACUAGUACUAGCUCUGCUGACCCUAGCUUUAUGGAAGUGCGGCUUCUUUGACAGAGCUAGACCUCCUCAAGAUGAUAUGGCUGACAGGCAACAGCUGACAAAUAACAAGACUACUGAUGCAUAA
Messenger RNA from Agelaius phoeniceus (red-winged blackbird), 3156 nucleotides. RefSeq names its product integrin subunit alpha 8 (gene ITGA8). Gene Ontology annotation, molecular function: integrin binding. Gene Ontology annotation, biological process: cell-cell adhesion; cell-matrix adhesion; cell adhesion mediated by integrin. The record is from RefSeq and is a predicted model, not a curated record. NCBI's taxonomy places the organism in Eukaryota, Metazoa, Chordata, Aves, Passeriformes, Icteridae. Gene Ontology annotation, cellular component: external side of plasma membrane; integrin complex.